This is a messenger RNA of Talaromyces stipitatus ATCC 10500, 5368 nucleotides long. RefSeq lists its product as uncharacterized. NCBI's taxonomy places the organism in Eukaryota, Fungi, Ascomycota, Eurotiomycetes, Eurotiales, Trichocomaceae. The transcript is spliced from 2 exons. The record is from RefSeq and is a predicted model, not a curated record. The coding region runs from base 1 to 4881 and encodes 1626 amino acids.
AUGGGCGUGAAUUCCCGCCGUCCUUUGUUACCUGCACCAACCGAAUCAAUCGUCGAUACUACGGGAAGCAGCCUAACAACCACCGACAUGGCCACCGACGUUUCUCGACGAACCGACAAAUCGUCUUAUUCUCUACCAGACGAUGGCAGUCCCAUCACCAUUUCUACUCGACGCCGCUCGUCAAAGAAAGAUGAUGAUGACUCGUCAAAGCUCUCGCGGACAUCCCAUCAGUCGCAAACUUCGCUUCUUAUCGAGUAUUUUGAGCGUGAGAAGAAUGGCUCGAAACUCCACUCAAGACCAAGCGUCAGGGUGAAAGUGAUUCCGUCCGGUAGGAAGAAUAGAGAGCAUGGCGACACUAUUCAGAUACGCGAGGGCGGGAGCAGCAAGCGACCACACUACACGAGACGCAUCUCUGUCAGCACUCCAUCGAGACAAAAAACCAUCGCUGAAACCAACGACGAUCAAAGCGUCACUGAUGACGAGCAAGGCAACCAGCCUCUUGAGAUUGAAUUUCUAGAUCGCGGAAAUGGAAGCGACCUUUCUAAUGAGCGCUAUAUUCAGCCUACCUCCGAAAUAUCAUCAAUGCCGGCAGACAGCAUGCUUGAUGGCUCUAAUGUUUCUGGUGUACCUCGUCGCAAGCGGAGCCAGAGUCUAGACAAAGCCCGAGGCACGUCCGAAGCCGACCUUCUCAAGGCACCUUCAAGACGAAGGAGUCGAAGCCUGAGCCGCGAGCGUAUCGCUUACAGAGUGGCUCAGAAGCUGAAUGCUGGCGAUGGAGCUCGCAACACCAAAGAGCUUCUCGGUGCUGAGUCGAAGCCUCUGAAAAAACGCUCCCAUAAGUAUGAAGAUGAAGAGCAGCCUAGCGUUGAAUCUAGCCUGCUCAGUGGUUCGAAUGUCUCAUCCCGUCACAAGUCCGGCGACGCUCUAUCUUUCCGCUCUAACACAUCCAAGUCAUCGUUGAACAAUACCAAGUUCCUCGAAACCGUUGAAGACGCCAUUCGGCGUCUGAUCCUCCCCGAACUGAAAGAACUCAAGAAGGAUCAAAAAGUCAGCGACAACAAAUUAAAGUUCGAACGCGACACGAUCGAGUCUGGGAGCGGUGUCAACUCGAAGGAUGUGCCCAAGCGACAGCUUUCAAAGCAUUCGAGCGCACCGGAUGUUAGCAAGAGCUCCCUCUUCGUGGCGAGCCCCGAAAAAGAAGAGGCGGUCACCCCUGAAGAGCGCCGACGACGCCACAAAGAGCGACGUCGGGAGAAGGAGAGGGAAACAGGAACGGCGUCUCCAGAAGACAAAAUUCGAAUUCGUAAGGGCUCGCUUCCUGGGAACCAGCGUGAAUUCACCGAGGAGGAGAAGUUACGACGCCAGAGGAGUAAAGGUCUCAGGGAUGCCGCUGCCGCAGGUAUUGUCGGAAGUGCACUUACGGCUGCCGCUCUGAAGCACCAUGAUUCAAAGUCCAGCCUGGGUAAAAAGCCUAGGAAACGCAAGUCCAAGAGUCACAGUAGCUUGGCAAGUAUCAAUGACACCGACACAGAACUGGUUUUUCAAAAACAUAAUGUACCACCAAUGCCAUUCCGGAGUGACAUCGAUACCGAGCUCACUCGCGACUCUUUGCUUUCACAGAGAACCUCUGAUAGUGCGGACACAGAAACGCCAACGCCCCGCCAGAUUAAAGAGGUCAUUCGAGGAUCUCCACGUGAUCUGGCUUCUCCCAGCCCUGGCACACCGCUUGGUAGUCACAGGGAACUGUCUUCUAGGCAAAGCGACCGCAGUGGUCAUGAAGUUGAUGAGAAAGCUGACUUUGGAGAUGACGACGUCUUUCUCGAGGGGGCUGGCGGCGCCAUCGCAGCAGCUGCAGCUGGAAAUCUGCUUGGACAUCACCCAGAUCAUGACAUGCUAGGUCCAGAGGAGGAUAUUCACCACCCACGUGCUUUGAGUCCCAUUCAAAGCGUAGCUAGUGAUCAUGACUUGCAUCAAACUCAGCAGGAAGAAGUGUACCAGGAUAAGGAAGCAGACGACCGAAGAUAUUCCAUUCAGUCCUUGUCUUCUGCGCCUAGUACCGAACUGGCCAGGUCAACGCGUCCUGAGGGUAUCAGCUUCGAGAGUCGAAGUGAGAUAUUGAAACAGCAUGACGAGGCUCCUACUGAACUUGGCUACGAAACGGACCGAAACAUUGAAAGCGAAAACGGGAAAGAAUGGAAUGAGACUUCCUCAUACGCAGGCCAUGACGAUGACUUCCACGAUGAGAAUCUCAAGGCUGACACUAACUACAAUGCUGUCCAUGUCAAUACCUAUGACAAUUAUGACGAUACUCCAAGGGAACUCAAUGAAGGAGCUGCAGUCAAUCCAAAGUUUGUAACUCCCGUUGCAGUGGAAUCCGCAGUGGCCUCUUUGUUGGAGCCUUCUGUGAUGGAUACCAGAUCUGGUCUUUCCCAAGCUCGCUCGCAGGCAGAUUCUCUGAAUCGGUCUGUGAAUGGAAGCAAUGUUGAAGAAGUUCAUGAGCAGAGUCAAGCUGAAGGCUCUCGCCGAGGAAGUCCUCUGAAGCAUGAAUAUGAUCUUCACAAUCAUGACGAGAAGUCGUUCACCAAGCGUCUAGGCGCAGCAUCACCGCCUCAAAGUGUCACUCAAUCAGACGAAGAUGUUAGCGAGCAAGAAGAAAGAUUCCCUCUCGAUAGUACUAUCGUAGACAACAAUCGGGAUAUUCACCUAGAGGAGGCACAGUAUGAGGAAGAAGAAUCAGAGAUCAACACCAACCCUUCAAUCAUCCAGGGCCCGAUUGGUAGUGUUCCUCAUGGCAGUAGGGAUCACUGGCCUUACAGCGCCACCCCACCACAGGUCAGAGACCUCCAGUCUUCGCCUCAACAUGACCUGAACCCAGCUGCAGCUGCAGCAAUCGGCGGGGGUUUAGGAGCAGGCCUGGGCUUAUCCGCCGCAGAACACGGUAUCGGGUAUGAUCAGACAUAUGGCCAAGGUUAUAUGAGUGGUCGUAUGUAUUCAACACCGCCAGGGGCCAAGGACGAGGGUUAUAUCUCGGCAGCAAACCCGAUGUCUCCAAGUAACGGGACACCAGAGCCACGCAAUAAAUUCAGCACACUUGACCAUGCCAACCCGCCUCUUCUCUUCGACAAUAGGGACCUCGAAGACGAUCCCUUUGUUGGAUCUGGUCAUCAACGCCACUUCAGCGGUUAUUCUCACGGCAUGGCUUCUCCCAUCUACGACAGUGCCACAGGUCGGGGCCUUGACAGUAUUGAAUCAAAGGAUAUCAUUGCUUUGAUGAAUCACCUCACCGUGAGAGAUGCUCAGCGCAAUGCUAGAGAUACCGAGAUCUUGGUAACCCUAGUUCGCAGCGCAGCUGAAAUGCGAAGUUCGUUCUUGGAAAUGAAGAAAUUCAUUGCUGAGCAGGAUGAACUACUCAUGGAGGCAAACGAAAAGCAGCACGAACGUACUCGGGCUAUUGGUGGUCCACGUCCACUUCCCGCUUCAAGGUCUAACCGCCAACUAGCUGCAGCUGACUACGGCGAGGAGGUACAAGCAAAACGCAGAAACGUCUUCAGGAGGGCUAUGAAGAGUCUGAGCCUGAAGUCUUCCAAUGACCUGACGAAGAUUGAAGACAUGCUUGAACAACUUCUCGACGAAGUGGAAGCUCUACGAAAUGCUCAAGAAGGUCGAAGCGUCGGGACAGCACCGGCGACGAAUGCCGCCAGUCUCAAUUCAAACAUCAAUGGAGGGGCUUAUCCAGAUGGAUACGAACCUGAAGGUUUAGCAGGCACUGGAUCUCCUGACGGACAGUCUGGAUACACGUCGAAUUCUUCUCGACCCCUAGCCGACAGUCGACCAAUGAAUACACGACGACCAUCAGGAAACCGGAUUAGUACUGUGCUUGAAGGCGACGAAGAAAUUGAUACAUAUGAGCAACCGCUCUUGGAAAGAGAAGUUCCAUAUGAUGACCGUGUUGCCGAUCAGCGAAGUGUGCCUGAACACCUUGGCACACCACCUCGAAAGCCAGUGCCUACUAGUUCAGGUAGCCAGGAGACCACUCCGCGAAAAUCAGAUGAGAAAGCACGGAAACACAAAUCUAACAGCUCGUCCUUUUUCAAAAUCUCACGAUGGUCCAAGACAACUGCCUCCUCUGUUGGUGAAGGUAUUCGCAACAGCAUGCAGACUGGUCGGAAGGAGCGUCCAUCGUCAGAGAUGUCGCGCUCCGGCUCAGAUCUAGCCAAGCAAGAUCAUUACAAUACGGGCGACUUUUACGACCCGCUCGGCGAUGAUCGGCUUCGAUCCACGUACACGCUGGAUGAAGGACAACAAGACAAUCGUCCUCCGUCUCCACUUGUUCCUUCUCAAGUCUCCGAGGGACCAAAAUACAAAGCACACCGGGACAGCCUUAAUUUGCAACACCCGCAACCACAGAAAGGACCAACGGAUCGGUACCAAACACACCUGGAAUCUCAAGCCCAAGACUAUGCGCCAAACUCACCCUCUUCGGAGAGAUGGGGAUCACAAUCCAGUCUUCCUCAUUAUAGCGCCAAUGCGACAAACAGAUAUAGCAGUGGCAAUGCUCGACUGACUCCAAUCUCAGAUGCGGGUUACUCCGAAGUGAGCUCCUCGAGGGGCCCACCUCGUCCACCAAAGAUCAAAGAUGCAGGACCAUUGGUUCCUCAACGACCCCCUAAAAUCAAGGAAGACGGCAGCGGGUCUCCGCAUACUGAUCGAUUCUCUGCUCGAAAUAAUCGUGGAAGUGCAUCCCCUGUCAACCAGCCACCUACUCGAAAACCUACUGGACCCAGGCCGAUUACUAGUUCUGGACAGUACAGUCCUGGAAACAUCAAGCGUCAUCAGUAUCGCGGAAGUCCCAACAAGAUCGAUUACGACGAUGAAUAUUGAUUUUUGGCAUGAUUCUCUAGGAAACUCUACUUUAUCCAACUUUCGGGUUAUUAUCUGUUGCUAUUUUGCGAGCGAAAGGCUUUAUUAUGUCUAUACCACUCCACACUAUAACUGAUCAUGAACAUAAUAGCAUAUUAUGUCUCUGCAUUAAGCGAGCAUGAAGUUUCUCUUUUCUCCGCUUAAUCAUGACCCCCCCCCUUUUUUUCCCCCUGUCAAUUUUCUUUUCAUUCAUGUCUAUAACGAAACUGAUAAUGUGACCAUGAAGAAAUCUAUGCUCUUUGGUUUGUCUGUUUUUCCUUAGUUUUCAUUGCAUGUAUUUUCUUCUUCCUGCACAUGAUAUCAAAUUAGGAGGGGCUUUUGUUGCUUUUCACUUCGUUCCUACCUAUCCUAUCUAUUAACUAUCAUUGUGAUGGGAAACGGCUUUUCCGAGUCCGGCGAUUAUCAUAGGCGUCAUGUAUUUAGCUCUUUUCAUCAUCGAGAGGUUACG